GCAUGCCCUUGUCCCAAAUUCUCCUCCACCACUAUCUUGUCGUCUUGUGUCAGAACAGUGUUGGUGUUAACGACGGCCGUCUGGCUCGGCGUGGUUGGCUUGAAGAAACGAGUCGGCUAAAUUCACGAACAACCAACGACCUACCUCACUUCGCCUUAGUUCUCACCGCACCUAACGUUCUACCCCAGACAAACGGAAACGUGAAGCAUUCUUGUCCCCUUCGCUUUUCUUUAUAACCUCCUCCCACCACGACGUUGGGCACCUUUUUCCCGAUCGAAGAGCCUCCGGGCAACGGUGCCCGUCAUGACGUGGCAACCGGAGGAGGAUGGGUUGAGGCAGUUAUCGGAAUACCUCAAGAAUUCCUUGAGUGGCCAUGACAGGGAUAAACAAAAAGAAGCUGAGGUGAUGCUCAUGAAUGCGCGCAACAACAAGGAUUAUGUCAAUUACCUUACCUACAUCUUCAGCACGCCGCAGUUGGGCCAGACGCUGAACCUCGCAGCACCUAGUCUCUUCCUCAUUCGGUAUGCGGCAGCUGUCAACCUCAAGAACCACAUCAAACUGUUCUAUAGUCAGAUCCCCAAGGAUCAAUUGGCAUAUAUCAAGGUCGCCACACUCAAUGUUCUCCGCGACCAGAAUUCGCAGUUGCGCAGUUUCGCCGGCACUGUAAUCACCGAGACCGUCCAACAGGGCGGUCUGCUUCAAUGGCCUGAGAUCCUGCAAGAGCUGCUAUCGCUCGUGGGUAACAGCAGCGGAAAUUCUGCGCCAGAGACGCAGGAAGGUGCGAUGAGCGCUCUGGCGAAGGUCUGCGAGGAUAACCGAAAAUUGCUCGACAAGGAGUUCCAAGGUCAACGCCCCAUGACUGUCAUUGUGCCGAAACUGCUCGAGUUCGCCGUUCAUCAAAACCCUAAAAUCAGGGUCUUUGCGCUCAGUACCCUGAAGUCGUUCAUUCCGCAAAAGUCCCAGGUUCUGUUCUCUGCAUUGGACGUCUAUCUGCAGACUAUCUUUCAACUCGCUACAGAUCCGGACGUGCAAGUCAGACGCAUAGUGUGCCAAUCGCUCGUACAGCUUGUGGACUCGAGACCAGACAUGCUGGCGCCGCAUCUAGAUGGACUGGUCAAUUAUAUCCUCACCCAACAACAGACGACUGAUCAUCCAGAUCUUGCGUUGGACGCGGCCGAGUUCUGGUUGAGUGUUGGGGAACAAGAUCAAUUGCGAGAUCAAAUGGGGCCUUAUCUGGAAAAGAUCAUUCCUGUGCUUCUCGCGGGAAUGGUAUACGGAGAAGAGGAUGCUUUCAGACUGGGUGGUGAAGAGAAUAAUGCCGACGUUGAGGAUCGCGCGGAAGACAUCAAACCUCAAUUUGCCCAGACCAAGGCGGGAAGAGGUGUUGUUUCAGUCGAGAAGGAGGAGAGUCAGCCUGGAACGCCGCAAGCAAAUGGGACAUCACAACCUAAGAAAGAUCUGAGUGAUGGGGAAGUUGAGGAAGAAGAUGAAGACGAAGAUGAGUGGGAUGACGAGGAUCCGGAGAACGCGUGGAGUUUGCGCAAAUGCUCUGCCGCCGCGUUGGAUGUUUUCGCCGUCAAUUACCACUCGGCCGUCUUCAACAUCAUUCUGCCAUACCUCAAGGAGAACCUCUCACACACCCUUUGGCCGAAGCGCGAAGCCGCGGUCCUCGCUCUUGGCGCCAUCGCAGAAGGAUGCAUGGAUGUUGUCUCCCCUCAUCUUCCAGAGCUCGUUCCAUUCCUCAUCUCUCUCUUGUCAGACGAGGAACCCGUCGUUCGUCAAAUUACCUGCUGGUGCCUUGCGCGCUACUCCGAGUGGGCUGCCCGGCUGGAUUCCCAGGCUGAUAAACAACGCUAUUUCGAGCCUAUGAUGGAGGGUCUCCUUCAGCGCAUGCUCGACCAGAACAAGAAAGUCCAAGAAGCUGGCGCUAGUUCCUUCGCUUCUCUCGAGGAGAAAUCUGGCGACAAGUUGAAGCCAUAUGUCGAACCUAUCUUACGGCAAUUCACCGAGUGCUUCAGACGAUACAAGGAUAAAAACAUGUACAUUCUGUACGACUGCCUGCAAACCCUCGCCGACAAUGUUGGCCCGCAGAUCGCCAAACCGGAGCUUGUCGACCUCCUCAUGCCUGUAUUGAUCCAACGAUGGAACAAAAUUCAAGACGACUCCCGCGAAAUGUUCCCCUUACUUGGCUGUCUAGGUUAUAUCGCCAUGGCUUACGGCGAUACCUUCGCACAGUUCGCCCCCCCGAUCUUCGAUCGGUGCAUCAAACUCAUUUACGCAAACCUGCAACAGCACAUGGCUUACAUGAGCGGUCAAACCGUCGAUCAACCAGACAAGGACUUCAUUGUGACAGCAUUGGAUCUUCUUAGUGCGAUCAUCCAAGCCAUUUCUCCAGAGAAAUCAGCGCCACUCGUCCAGAACUCGCAGCCUCAGUUCUUCGACCUCCUAGGUUUCUGCAUGGAAGAUGCCACGACAGAUGUGCGUCAAUCCGCGUACGCGGUGUUGGGUGACUGCGCGAUCGCACUCUACCCGAGUCUUGAUCCCUACCUGCCCAAACUCAUUCCGAUCCUCAUAAGACAACUUGAUCUUGACGCCAUCCCAGAUACGGAUUCCGAAAAUGGCUUCAACGUCCUUGCCAAUGUGUGUUGGAGCAUGGGCGAAAUCGCCGCGAGAGCACAGACCAGCAGAAUCUCACCUUUGAUCGAACCGCUCUACCGCGGCAUGUUGUCGCUGAUUACGAAUGAAGAAGUUCCUGACGCAGCAAGUGAGAACGCCGCAACCGCAUUGGGAAGACUCGGUCUGCCGUGUCCGGACCAUCUCGCGCCCUUCUUGUCCGAGUUUGCAGAGCCCUUCUUGCAGUCCAUGUCCAAGAUCACCACGUCGCAUGAGAAGGCCUCGGCAUUCAUGGGGUUCAACAACAUUCUGGAGAAGAAUCCUCAAGCCAUGGAGUCCAGUCUGGCAUUGUACUUUUCUGCGAUCGCGCAGUUCCCCCUCAAAGGGCGGCAGGGACAGGAAUACAGCGACGUCCGCGCCAGUUUCGCCCGGGUUAUCAACGGUCUCGCCGGCCUGAUCGGACAGGAGAGGUUCGAAGGCUUCAUUGCCGGGUUGGCGGCGCCGGUUCGAGCCAAGUUGAGAGAUGGAUAUGGUGUUGGCUCCGGAUGAGGAGGACGGCGACAGAGUCGCGGGACCUGUGCGGUUUGCGGGAACAGCCACCCUUCAUCCCCGCAAGUGCGGAAUUCGGUGCAUGGAAAAUGAGGACGGAAGAGGAGACGAACAUGAAGACAAUGCAGCCACCAAGCCCCUUCAAUUCAAUUACGUUGGACUGUCUGGGAAGCGGAAAAGAGGGAGAGCAGAGGAGUCAAUCCAGACAAAAUCAGUUGGACCCAUUGCGGUGGGGUAGGGAAAAAGCAAGACAAGAGAAAGAGCACAAAUGGGUCGUCGACAUGAUGAACGAGACCGAGAUGAGACGAUCGAUGGAGAGUGACUUGAGGGGAAAAGAGGAUGAAAACUCUCGAGCUGGUCGGAGGGAAUUGUUGGAAUACGCCCAUUCGCCAACAACCAAACAAACACACAAACAGCCCCUACGUCGAACAACGAUUCUGCCACACUCGACGUCGAAGCGGCCAGCGGGCGGGCGUCCCAACAAGCGAGAAACAAGGAAAAGCACCAAGAACGCAGAUGAAACGACAUGACAAGACACGACACGACAUCGUAACAGGACGAGGAUGAGGAUGAACUGCGCAAUUCGAAGCUUGCAUGGGGGCGCUGUUUUGUUUCGAAGCGAAAAGGGUUUCUCUUUCCUGAUCAGACCGAACGAGCAAAACGAUCUAUUACCGAAGGGCGGGGGGAACCAGAAGACCAAUCGGUCAGAAAUUUGAAUCGGCUGCUCCUCCCUUGGCCCUACUUUGCCUUUGUCUUGCCUUGCAUUGUCUUGCCUUGCCUGCCCUAUAUACAAUACUAGGCUGGGGCUGAGACUGAGACUGAGUGAGCUAUCUCGAGACGGACGACAUGUGCGCAGCUGAUGGACUACACCGAGCCGAGCUGCAAUCGAAUGGGAAACACCUGCUUCUUUUUUUUUUCAUGUAGAGAGCGUGAUCCUUUAACCCCUUCUCCUCCAUCCCCUUUUCUUUCAUCUGUAGCGUAGAUAGUCGAGAGUAGAUAGCAGAUAGCUUAGGUACUCCAACCCCCCCC
Molecule: messenger RNA, 4191 nt
Organism: Cladophialophora immunda
Lineage: Eukaryota; Fungi; Ascomycota; Eurotiomycetes; Chaetothyriales; Herpotrichiellaceae
Exons: 3
Coding region: 304-3162 (952 amino acids)
Biological process (GO): protein import into nucleus
Cellular component (GO): cytoplasm; nucleus
Molecular function (GO): small GTPase binding; nuclear import signal receptor activity
Source: RefSeq, a predicted model, not a curated record